AUGUCAGCACUCACGCGUGUUUUCCCAAGAGUUAGAGCUUCCCUUUUCCGUUCAGCUAGAUUUCAGUUGAGGGCUUAUGCCUCGUACCCUCCACACACCGUUAUCGACAUGCCUGCUUUAUCGCCCACCAUGACACAAGGUAACAUAGCGGUGUGGUCCAAGGAAGUGGGUGAUAAGCUAGAACCGGGUGAAGUGAUUGCUGAGGUUGAAACAGAUAAGGCCCAAAUGGAGUUCGAGUUCCAAGAUGAUGGUUAUCUUGCUAAGAUCCUCGUUCCAGCGGGAACAAAGGAUAUCCCUGUGGGCAAGCCUAUUGCCGUGUACGUGGAGAACGAAGAUGAUGUUCCACUCUUCAAGGACUUUAAAGUCGACGACUCUGCCUCUAAGAAGCCCGAGGCUAGCAAGCAAGCUGAAUCCUCCAAGGCUGAUACGUCCUCUGACAACGUGCCACAAAAGCAACCAGAGACAAAGUCAAGCAAUGCCCAGCGUACCUCUCCAGGUGGCAGAAUAAUUGCUUCUCCAUUGGCAAAGACCAUUGCCCUAGAAGAAGGCAUUUCUUUGAAAGAUGUCACGGGAACUGGUCCUCAUGGUAGAAUAGUCAAGGCAGAUGUGGAAAAGUAUUUGGCCAAUAAGCCAGCUGAAAAGAGCAAACCAGCUGCUGCUCCUACUGGAGCCACUCCAACUCCAUCCGCCUCCGCUCAAUACGAGGAUGUGCCAAUUAGCACAAUGAGAGGUAUCAUAGCUAGCCGUCUGUUGCAAUCCACCCAGGGAAUUCCAUCUUACAUUGUGUCUUCUCAGAUCUCAGUUUCUAAGCUUUUGAAGCUAAGACAAUCAUUGAACUCCACAGGUAAUGACCAAUACAAGCUAUCUGUCAACGAUAUGUUGAUAAAAGCUAUCACCGUGGCUGCAAAGAGAGUCCCUGAAGCCAAUGCAUACUGGAUGGAACAAGAUGGUGUCAUUAGAAUGUUCAAGAACGUCGACGUGUCGGUGGCCGUUGCCACCCCAACUGGUUUAUUAACUCCUAUCGUCAAGAAUGCAGACUCUAAGGGCUUAGUUUCCAUUUCAAAGGAGGUCAAAGACUUGGGAAAGCGUGCCAAGGCCAACAAGUUGAUGCCUGAAGAAUUCCAAGGUGGUACUAUCUGUAUCUCUAAUUUAGGUAUGAACAACGCUGUCUCCAUGUUCACUUCAAUUAUCAACCCACCCCAAUCCACUAUUCUAGCCAUUGGUACUGUCCAAAGAGUUCCUGUUGAGGAUGCAGGCGCUGAGUAUGGAUUCUCGUUCGAGGAUAAGAUUAACAUCACUGGUACUUUCGAUCACAGAACGAUUGAUGGUGCUCGUGCCGGUGAAUUCAUGAAGGAAUUAAAGAAGGUCAUUGAAAACCCCUUGGAAAUGCUAUUGUAG
Lachancea fermentati is the source of this 1398-nucleotide messenger RNA. NCBI's taxonomy places the organism in Eukaryota, Fungi, Ascomycota, Saccharomycetes, Saccharomycetales, Saccharomycetaceae. The record is from the annotation of a GenBank genome assembly.